CGAAUUUUGAAGCAUUUUUCAAAAAUUAAACUAGAUCAAAAUGUCACGACAAGCCUCCAGAUUGGACGCCAAGAAAGUGUCUUAAGUACCGAACAAUUUGAAGUGCCACCCACCCUCAAAAUCGGCUUCACAUUCGCUUUUGCAGUAAGUGAGGGCGUGUGAGAGGGAAACGCAAGCGAAACAAAAUAGCGCAACCUGCGCGCUAUGGAUAACCAUUUCAGCAGUAACCGCACAACAGCUACAACAAGAAUGAGCAACAACACCAACAACAACAGUAACAACAAUGCAAGUAACACGCCCAACACAAGUGCCAACAAUCCAAAUGUAAACACGGCAACGGCAACAGUUGGACAGCCAAUUCAAGUGAUACCAAUGCCGCUGCUGUCGACAGCUGGCGGUCAAAUCAUAAUCGGGCAACCGCAGACACAGGCACAGGCAGGUGGAUCAACAACUGCCUUGCAGCCUCAAUUGAUACCACUGCAGGCCAAUCAAAUCAUGCUGCAGGCACAACAACAGCCACAGAUGCAAGUGAUGCAGCUGCCCGAUGGCCAGACCAUAUUCUAUCAGACGCCCACGAUCACAUCGCUCGAUCCGAAUGCUGCAGCUGCAGCAGCAGCUGCCGUAGCAGCACAGCCCGCGCCGCACUACCUCAACAUCAAUGGUCAAUUGGUACAAAUAACAGCAGCCCCAAAUGCAAAUCAAGCGACGCCCACAGCCGGGCAGCAGAUUAUAAUGUUGCCCCAAAUGACGGCGGUAAAUGCGGCAGCAGCGGUUGCUGCCAAUACCGCCCAGGCCAGCAACAAUGUGCAACAGCAACAACAGCAGCAGCAGCAACAACAGCAGCAACAGCAACAACAACAGCAGCAACAGGCACAAGUCCAGGUGCAGCUGCAAACAACGACAACCCCUGGUGUCGCUGGUGGUGGUGGUGGCGGUGGCAGUAAUGCGAGCAGUGCAGAUGUGAGCACCAGCACCACAGGCACGAAUACAAACAGCGAGGAGGAUGAGAACUCCAAGGGCGAAGCGGACGAGGAGCCGCUCUAUGUGAAUGCCAAGCAGUAUAAACGCAUUCUGAUCCGUCGGCAGGCACGUGCGAAACUGGAAUCACGUAUACCCAAGGAGCGCUGUAAAUAUCUGCAUGAAUCUCGCCAUCGGCAUGCCAUGAAUCGAGCGCGUGGCGAGGGCGGGCGCUUUCAUAGCGCCCAGGAGAAAGGCGAUACGUCCAGCGGCAUGGACCAGAUCGGUCUGCCAUUAGCAGCAAGUGGCGGUGCAACAUUGAGCCGUGGCACAGCGCGAGCACCACCCAAGCUGAUAGCACCACACCAAACGCCGAGCAUUACCAUCACGGCCAUCAAAACGGAAUAGCCAACGUUUCAGUUUAUAUUGUAGAUAGCACUUAUCAGCCCCCCUUCCCCCUUUAACAUAGUUCUGUAAACUUUAAAUAGUUAUGUAGAAGUAAUAUUAAGCCGUAAUGUUAAGCCUCAGGACAAGUGGAAAUAAAUGUGUAUUUAUUUAAAUGUGUGCAUAUGUAAACAAAACAAAACUUUGCUGUUAAGUUAACAGGGUGAUAUAUUAAGAGUGAGAUCUGCUGUUAAAUUAACAGCUCGGCAAAUGCUAGCUUAACUUAUCAGCUGAAAUUAGAAAUACAUUACGAAACUAAACUCUAAACUUCGUACGCUGUUAACUUAACAGCGGCUUUCAGCAAUCACCUCUGUUAAACAUAGCCUAUAAUAUGUAUAGGUUAUAUUGGGAAAACUCAAUUAUUACCAAAAUAAAACAUGUUUUAUCCUUAGAUAUAGACAGUGUGAACAGUGUCUGCAACGAUUUUAUUU
Messenger RNA from Drosophila hydei, 1832 nucleotides. RefSeq names its product nuclear transcription factor Y subunit alpha (gene Nf-YA). Lineage: Eukaryota; Metazoa; Arthropoda; Insecta; Diptera; Drosophilidae. Gene Ontology annotation, molecular function: RNA polymerase II cis-regulatory region sequence-specific DNA binding; DNA-binding transcription factor activity, RNA polymerase II-specific. Gene Ontology annotation, biological process: regulation of transcription by RNA polymerase II. Gene Ontology annotation, cellular component: CCAAT-binding factor complex. The record is from RefSeq and is a predicted model, not a curated record. The transcript has 2 exons. Bases 205 to 1365 code for a protein of 386 amino acids.